This is a messenger RNA of Balaenoptera ricei (Rice's whale), 2849 nucleotides long. It is a transcript of the gene MRPS35, whose product is annotated as mitochondrial ribosomal protein S35. NCBI's taxonomy places the organism in Eukaryota, Metazoa, Chordata, Mammalia, Artiodactyla, Balaenopteridae. Gene Ontology annotation, biological process: mitochondrial translation. Gene Ontology annotation, molecular function: structural constituent of ribosome. Gene Ontology annotation, cellular component: mitochondrial small ribosomal subunit. The record is from RefSeq and is a predicted model, not a curated record. Bases 32 to 1009 code for a protein of 325 amino acids. The transcript has 8 exons.
UUGUCCCCUCCCGCUUGCCGUCUUCGCAGCCAUGGCGGCCGCCCGGCUCCCUGCAUGCCUGGUACUGCAGCCGCGGGCCAGAACCCUUCGAGCCUUUUCCACCUCUGUGUCUCCGGCCACUCGCUCUCCGAGACCAAGCCCGUCUACAACAGAAAGAACAUCCAGAUAUGAAAGGCCGCUGAGAAGAAAGGCAUUACCUCCUAGGACAGAGAAAAUGGCUGUUGACCAGGACUGGCCUAGUGUUUACCCUGUUGCAGCACCAUUUAAACCCUCAGCAGUACCUCUUCCUGUUCGAAUGGGUUAUCCAGUAAAAAGAGGGGUGCCCAUGGCUAAGGAGGGAAAUCUGGAACUUUUAAAGAUUCCCAAUUUUCUGCAUUUGACUCCUGUAGCAAUUAAAAAGCACUGUGAAGCUCUUAAAGAUUUUUGCACCGAGUGGCCAGCUGCAUUAGACAGUGAUGAGAAAUGCAGGAAGCACUUUCCAAUUGAAAUUGACACAGCUGCUUAUGUAUCAGCGGGACCAUCUAUUCGAAACCCCAAAGCACGAGUAGUGACAUUAAGGGUUAAACUUUCCAGUUUGAAUUUAGAUGAUCAUGCAGAGAAGAAACUUAUUAAACUUGUAGGAGAUCGAUACUGCAAGAGCACAGAUGUGCUUACCAUCAAGACAGAUAGGUGCCCCUUAAAGAGACAGAAUUAUGAUUAUGCAAUGUAUCUACUAACAGUUUUAUACCAUGAGUCUUGGAAAACUGAAGAAUGGGAGAAAAAGAAGACUGAAGCAGACAUGGAAGAGUAUGUAUGGAAAGACAGCUCCUCAGAAAAAAACAUCCUGGAAACCCUUCUCCAAAUUAAAGCUGCUGAGAAAAAUCUGGAAUUAAGUAAAGAAGAGCUCCUUGGUACUAAAGAAGUUGAAGAGUACAGAAAGUCUGUUGUUAGUCUUAAGAAUGAGGGGGACAAUGAAAAUACCCUUUCUCAGUACAAAGAAUCAGUGAAGAGACUAUUAAAUUUGACAUGAAUUAUAUAGAAAAAUUGCCUUGAUUUAUUAAUUUUAUGAUAUAUAUGUAAUCAUUAUCUAAUUUGAUAUACAGUUGAAGAUGUUAAAAAACCAUUGUUUUAUUACAUCAGAGUUAAAAUUAUUCCUUUCAUCCUAAUGUACAAAGGUAGUGAUUAUUCAAAAGUUUUCUUACUUAUGCACUGGGGCAAUCAUACUAAUUAGAUCUCUGUGAUGUCUUCUGGUUCUAAAGUGUUUGGAUUUUAUUUCUACCAUAACAACUUUAGUGUUCAUAUAUAUACAAUGUUGUUGUUUUGUCACCUGCUCCAUUUCUUUCCCUACAAAUUAGUACUUAUGGGUUGCUUUUGAAUCAUGAUUUUGGUUAUUUGGGAAGCUAGGCCCAGAACCCAGUCCCCUGACUGAAGUUCAGUGUUUUGUCUACAUAACUGCUGUCUGCCUAGUGAGUUUUUUGCACAUGCUGAUUCUGAUUAGAAACAGGUCCUUGGCAGUAUUUUCUAACCUAAAAAGUUUGUUCCAUUCCUCUAUUUUGGGGUCACUUUAUGUUGAUUCAGUUCUGUUUAGCAUCCUGCUUUCCAUUUUCUUUGGCUCAUUUCUCCAACCCCAAGCUUGCAGAAAAGUGGAAAUGGAGAUUAGCUGGUAUUCAUCUCUCUGGAUGCCCCUGCUAGAACUUCCACAUCUCAGGAAAGAGAUGAGGUAUAAAGACCCUGAAUUUAAUUGGAGUAAAUGACAAAAUAACUGCCCUAAGAAACAUUUCAUUCAAUUUAGCUGUCAAUUCAGUACUUUUAAGUAUAUCUGUAAGUCAUUUCUUACCACUUAAAGUUGUCGACAAGUGAUUAAUUUAAAAUUGAAAUAAAGGAAUUAUGGAGGCUGUUAUUUGCCUAAAACUUAUUUUGCUUGACAGAAUUUGAGAACAUAAAAUGCCGGAAGGAAUUUCAGAACAGUUGCUCAAAAGAUUUAUAUAAAUUGAAGAUAUGAUUUAGUAUUAGCAAGGCCAAGAGUCCGUAGGUUAUAAAGGACAACAAUAGGGCCUUGAGUUCCAUCCAUUCCACUGGAUGGAAAUAGCGAAUAAAAAACAAAGUAGAUACAACUGAACUUCUAGAUCAGGUUUAAAGCAUACAUAAGUGUAUUGAAGUGUUACAUUUCUUAGAGAGUCAGAGUUGAGGAAAUCUCAGAUGUGGAAACAGGAUUGAAGAAGGACACAUUUGAAAACAGUAGAAGCUGAGGAGAGGUUGUCAUUUGGGAACAUGUAAAGAGGUGGUAGAUUAGGGUCCUCAAUCCUGUAGUAAUAAUACAGUGAAGAUGGAAGCAGAUGGAGUAAUGAUACAUAGUAAAGAAUUUGACCUUGCUCACAGAGAAUCUGGCCUCUCCCGUCAGCUUCUGGGAGGUAAUCUGUCAUACCUCAUAGAAGUGUCUUUGGUUAGGGCAGGAGUCAGUCACAAUGGAUUUUAGGUGGGGCUCGCUACACCUGAUGAUAGUCCUAGGCAUGCCAGGAAAACCAACCAUGUGUUUAGGGUUGGGGGGCUUUGAGUCUCUUGCUAAAUCAGUCCACCCAGCAGCUGAGAUCAACUGCCCAGGUACUUGAUCAGUCAGUCACACCUAUGUGAUGGAGCCUCAAUAAAAAUUUAGAACACUGAGGCUCUGGUAAGUUUACCUGGUUGGCGAUACUCUGGACAUAUUGUCACACACUUUUACUGGGAGAGUAAUGCAUCCUGCUUCCACGGGGAGAGGACACCAAAACCUGUGAGUUCGUAACACUCCUGAACUUCAUCCUAGGUGCUUCUUCCCUUGGCUGAUUUUAAUCUGUAUCCUUUCCCUGCAAUAAACCGUAACUGUGAGUAUAAUA